Grosmannia clavigera kw1407 is the source of this 1506-nucleotide messenger RNA. RefSeq lists its product as uncharacterized. Bases 1 to 1506 code for a protein of 501 amino acids. Gene Ontology annotation, biological process: positive regulation of transcription by RNA polymerase II. Gene Ontology annotation, cellular component: nucleus. Gene Ontology annotation, molecular function: DNA-binding transcription factor activity; transcription cis-regulatory region binding. The transcript is spliced from 6 exons. The record is from RefSeq and is a predicted model, not a curated record. NCBI's taxonomy places the organism in Eukaryota, Fungi, Ascomycota, Sordariomycetes, Ophiostomatales, Ophiostomataceae.
AUGACAAAUCCAAACUCGCAAAAAGUUGCUGUUGGUGGGCCAGACGAUGAAGAGCAAAGGCUGUUGGACGUGCAAAGAGCGAAAGGUGCGCUGCGACCGAGGCCUGCCGGCGUGCCAGACCUGCGUCCGGGCCAAAAAAUCGUGCCAAGGAUAUGGGCUGAGACUGUCGGCCGGCGUCUGUUUGUUAACACUACCGGCUGGGAUAUCGAGCUGUACAGACAGCUUUCCCAGCAGAGUGAGAUCCGACCGGCUCUUCUGAUGGAUAGUGUGCCACUGCUAAGACAACCUCCUCCUUCGACAGUGCAGAACACUGAUCUGCUCGGUUAUUUCCACAAUGUUGCCUACCUCUCGCUGGUGACUUUCAGCGGCACUGCCCAGCAGAUCCGGGACAUGCUUCUGCGAAUGGCCUUGUCUGAUGGCGGUGGACACGAUAUGUCAGGUAGGGCGCUACUAUAUUCGCUGCUAGCUGUGGCAUCUGUGCGCCGCAGCGGAGUGCAGCCAGAGGCCAUCCGACUCAAGGUGGCUGCGCUAGAGGCACUGCGCACAGCUGUCCGACAACAGCAGCAGCAGCAACAACAACAGAGGAGAGGAGUAAAACUGGGCUCCGCGGCACCUAUUGUGGCAGCAUCGAUGCUUUUGUGCUCGUACGAAAUCGAGCUUCCGUCAGCCAGUUCGGGCGAGUGGCUGUGGCAUGUGCAAGGGGCCAUUGGCCUUGUUCGGGAGACCCAACUGGAGCAACAGCUAGACAGUGAUAUCGUAGGUGACGAUGAGAAUAUGCUGGUCGAGUGGGCAUACUACCACGCAACUCUGUCUCGCUUCUCGAUGCAGCAUUGGCGACAUGGCAGCCAGGGAGAGUACUUUUUGCCGACACAACCUUGCCGGAAACCGACACUGGCUGUGCUCAACUUCCUCGACGAGGCUUGCGGCACCAUCAUCGACCCUAGAGAUCUGCGCAGCAACGAGACGGCAUAUCGGGAGAGGUUGCGGACGCUUCAGCUUCGCGUGCAGAAUUUUCCAGCCGCCACGUCGCUGAUGGCUUUGAGUUCCGUGACGCCUUGGUCUGAGGCUGACCGGACGGUCGUGGCUGUUGAGCUGUUUCGGGUCGCCACGUUGGUGUAUCUCGUGCGAGCAGGGACUUCGUGGGCGUCUCUGUCGGUCCUCCCAUCAACAUCACCAUCACCACCACCACCGCCCAUCGACCUAGACGCUCUAGUAGCCACUAUCUAUGACAUGCCGCUGCAGAUGCACCCCAGCUGUGACCACUUCUUCCCGCUGCUUAUCAUCGGUGGCGAGGCUCGCUCGGAUGAGCAGCGAGCCACCGUCCUCGCCAUGGUCGAGCGAACGGAGCGGAUGACGCAGGCCCGCAGCAUGCAGCGACUCAAAGCCGGCCUGCAGGCGGUCUGGGCACAGGUCGACCUGCACGCCGAUGGCGAUCUGGUGCUCAACUACUUCCGUAUGAUGGACGCUGUCGUCAGUGCCAACAGACCGCUUCCAUCGUAUGUGUAG